Messenger RNA from Zasmidium cellare ATCC 36951, 984 nucleotides. RefSeq lists its product as uncharacterized. The record is from RefSeq and is a predicted model, not a curated record. Bases 1 to 984 code for a protein of 327 amino acids. Lineage: Eukaryota; Fungi; Ascomycota; Dothideomycetes; Mycosphaerellales; Mycosphaerellaceae. The transcript has a single exon.
AUGGUCACUGUAGCCCUCGCAGGCGCCACGACAGGCUUCGGCCUCACCAUCCUCCGUACGUUCCUGCACCUCAACAAAGGCGAACACAAAAUCGUUCUGCUCUCUCGCUCCCCUCAACCAGCGCUCUCUGCUCGCGGCAUCGACGUCCGCCCCGUAGACUACACCUCCCACGCGCAACUCGUGCAAGCCCUGCAAGGCGUGCACACCCUCCUCUCCGUCAUCGGCGGCUCUCUCCAGGGCCUGCUUGACUCGCAACUCGCGCUCAUCGACGCAGCCAAAGAAGCCGGCAUCAAACGCUUCGCGCCAAGCGAGUACGCUGGGAACGGCUACGAGGGCGUGGAUCUGUACCAGCCGAAAGCGGUCGUAUGGGAGGCGACGCAGAAGUCUGGAUUGGAGUAUACGCGGUUUGGAUGUGGCUUGUUCAUGUCUGUGCUUGCGACAGGGACGCCGAAGGGGAGGACGGAGGUUGGGGAGAGGGAGGGAGUGGCGACCGGGGAGGAAGAGGCGCUUGCUGGGUUGAGGCCGUGGAAUUUCGUGGUGAAUGUUAAGGCGGGGACGGCGGACUUUGCGGGCGAUGGGAGUGCGCCGACAGUUUUGACUGAGAUGCGGGAUGUUGCGAGGUUUGUUUGGGAGGCGCUGAGUUUGGAAAAGUGGGAGCCUGAUAUGGGUAUGCGAGGCGAUGUGAAAUCUUUCCGGGAACUCGUGCAAAUCCUGGAGAAAGUCCAGGGCCGGAAGUUCCUCUCACAGGACAACAGCUUCGAGAAGUUGGAAGAGGAAGCCGAGGAUCCAAGCAAGCGGUUCUACAACCAGGCUCGUAUGGCGUUGGAGAAGGGCUGGGGCAUGGUCGGCGACGAUUUGAAUCGCGCCUUUCCCAACGUCAAGCCAACGACGUGCGAGGAGUUCAUCGAAAAGUGGUGGGGAGGCGUACAGCUCGGCGAGGCAAAAUGGGAGGAGAUGAAGUCGUUCAGCGAAGAAGACUUCUGA